AAACAGGCCCACAAUGGGCUUCACAGUGCGCCUCGCCACGGCCCCAUCUGACGAGCGGCCAUUCAUCAGGCCGGCUGGCCUAUCAAUGACAUUGCUCCCAUCGGGGCUCCUAUAAAAUGAUGCUUUUUCCCAUGAAACAUCCGCAAACAUUUUGACGGGUUUGGCUUUGCCCGGCUGGAUUACUGAGUGUCCCCUCGCUCGCUCGCUUUUUCUCUCUCCCCCUUCACCGAGCUCGCUCCCUUCUCACCCUCUCUCUCCUCUUUUCUUCUUUCUCUUUUCUUUCCUCUUCUUUUUCUUUUCUUUUCCUUUCCUUCUUUAUCCUUGUGCCCCCUCACACUCUGCGUCUCUCUCUCCCCUUCUCCCUCCCUCACUCCCUUCCUCCCUGGGCAUCUCUAGCACAGGGGAUCCCCAAACAUCAGGACUUUUGGGGGGCGCCUGUGCUGUCCAUGGGAAGAGCAUGCAUUGUGGGUUACUGGAGGAACCCGACAUGGAUUCCACAGAGAGCUGGAUUGAAAGAUGUCUCAACGAAAGUGAAAACAAACGUUAUUCCAGCCACACAUCUCUGGGGAAUGUUUCUAAUGAUGAAAAUGAGGAAAAAGAAAAUAAUAGAGCAUCCAAGCCCCACUCCACUCCUGCUACUCUGCAAUGGCUGGAGGAGAACUAUGAGAUUGCAGAGGGGGUCUGCAUCCCUCGCAGUGCCCUCUAUAUGCAUUACCUGGAUUUCUGCGAGAAGAAUGAUACCCAACCUGUCAAUGCUGCCAGCUUUGGAAAGAUCAUAAGGCAGCAGUUUCCUCAGUUAACCACCAGAAGACUCGGGACCCGAGGACAGUCAAAGUACCAUUACUAUGGCAUUGCAGUGAAAGAAAGCUCCCAAUAUUAUGAUGUGAUGUAUUCCAAGAAAGGAGCCGCCUGGGUGAGUGAGACAGGCAAGAAAGAAGUGAGCAAACAGACAGUGGCAUAUUCACCCCGGUCCAAACUCGGAACGCUGCUGCCAGAAUUUCCCAAUGUCAAAGAUCUAAAUCUGCCAGCCAGCCUGCCUGAGGAGAAGGUUUCUACCUUUAUCAUGAUGUACAGAACACACUGUCAGAGAAUACUGGACACUGUAAUAAGAGCCAACUUUGAUGAGGUUCAAAGUUUCCUUCUGCACUUUUGGCAAGGAAUGCCGCCCCACAUGCUGCCUGUGCUGGGCUCCUCCACAGUGGUGAACAUUGUCGGCGUGUGUGACUCCAUCCUCUACAAAGCUAUCUCCGGGGUGCUGAUGCCCACCGUGCUGCAGGCAUUACCUGACAGCUUAACUCAGGUGAUUCGAAAGUUUGCCAAGCAACUGGAUGAGUGGCUAAAAGUGGCUCUCCACGACCUCCCAGAAAACUUGCGAAACAUCAAGUUCGAAUUGUCGAGAAGGUUCUCCCAAAUUCUGAGACGGCAAACAUCACUAAAUCAUCUCUGCCAGGCAUCUCGAACAGUGAUCCACAGUGCAGACAUCACGUUCCAAAUGCUGGAAGACUGGAGGAAUGUGGACCUAAACAGCAUCACCAAGCAAACCCUUUACACCAUGGAAGACUCUCGCGAUGAACAUCGGAAACUCAUCAUCCAAUUAUAUCAGGAGUUUGACCACCUCUUGGAGGAACAGUCUCCCAUCGAGUCCUACAUUGAGUGGCUGGAUACCAUGGUUGACCACUGUGUUGUGAAGGUGGCUGCCAAGAGACAAGGGUCCUUGAAGAAGGUGGCCCAGCAGUUCCUCUUGAUGUGGUCCUGUUUUGGCACGAGGGUGAUCCGGGAUAUGACCCUGCACAGCGCCCCCAGCUUCGGGUCUUUUCACCUAAUUCACUUAAUGUUUGAUGACUACGUGCUCUACCUGUUAGAAUCUCUGCACUGUCAGGAGCGGGCCAAUGAGCUCAUGCGAGCCAUGAAGGGAGAGGGAAGCACUGCAGAAGUCCGAGAAGAGAUCAUCUUGACAGAGGCUGCAGAGGCUACGGCGCCAACCCCUUCACCAGUGCCAUCGUUUUCUCCAGCAAAAUCUGCCCCAUCUGUGGAAGUGCCACCUCCCUCUUCCCCUGGUAGCAAUCCAUCCCCUGAGUACACUGGCCUCAGCACUACAGCUAGCACCUGGCAGAACCAGAACCCAGAGCAAAGAGACAUGACAGUAGAGAGUAGAAAGUGUGUGGCAGAAAGUGUCUGGGUUCGGAGCCCGACUGAACCACCCACCCACUCCAGGACCUUGGGAGCAAUGCAGUCAUACACGUGGUCUCUCACAUACACAGUGACGACGGCUGCUGGGUCCCCAGCUGAGAACUCCCAACAGCUGCCCUGUAUGAGGAACACUCAUGUGCCUUCUUCCUCCGUCACACACAGGAUACCAGUUUAUCCCCACAGAGAGGAACAUGGAUACACGGGAAGCUAUAACUAUGGGAGCUAUGGCAACCAGCAUCCUCACCCCAUGCAGAGCCAGUAUCCGGCCCUCCCUCAUGACACAGCCAUCUCCGGGCCACUCCACUAUGCCCCUUACCACAGGAGCUCUGCACAGUACCCUUUUAAUAGCCCCACUUCCCGGAUGGAACCUUGUUUGAUGAGCAGUACUCCCAGACUGCAUCCUACCCCAGUCACUCCCCGCUGGCCAGAGGUGCCCUCCGCCAACACGUGCUACACAAGCCCGUCUGUGCAUUCCACGAGGUACGGAAACUCUAGUGACAUGUAUACACCCCUGACAACGCGCAGGAAUUCUGAGUAUGAGCACAUGCAACACUUUCCUGGCUUUGCUUACAUCAACGGAGAGGCCUCUACAGGAUGGGCUAAAUGACUGCUAUCAUAGGCAUCCAUAUUUAAUAUUAAUAAUAAUUAUUAAUAAUAAUAAACCCAACACCCAUCCCCCAGAAGACUUUAUCUCUAUACAUUGUAACUCAUGGGCUAUUCCUAAGUGUCCAUUUUCCUAAUGAACAUGAGGAUGGGAUUCAAUGUGGGAUGAAUAAACUUUAGUUCAGAAACAGGACUUACUAAAAGUCAGCGGGAUUGGGUUUCUGUAGCCAAGCCAGACUUGACUGUUUCUAUAGAGCACUAUCUCGGGCAGGCCAUUCUGUGCCUUUUCCCUCUGUUCCAUGACUUUGCUUUGUGUUGGCAACCACUUCUAGUAAGCUACUGAUUUUCCUGUUGACAAAAUCUCUUUAGUCUUGAAGGAUGGAUACUGGAGACAGAAUCUGGUUUGUGUUCUUGGAUGGGCACAUAAUUUGCCAAGAGCAUUCACCUUGCCAUCUGUCUGUCAUCGUACUGUACAGGGAACAGCCCUCAGACGUGUUCUGCACAUCCCUUCUUCCUGGUGGUAUCAUCACUGCUUCCUGGAGCACCAGGGCUAAAUGGGGAGCUAUCUGGAAACUCUAGAUUUUCUGUCAUAACCCACAUCUGUCACAGUACCUGCAUUGUCUUGGAAUGUAAGCACUGUCUUGAGGGAAGGAAGAGGUCUGUUCUGUAUUGCCUUAAGUUGAUUGAGGUUUGUAGGAGACUGGUUCUUCUACAUACAAGGAUUUGUCUUAAGUUUGCACAAUGGCUAGUGUCAGCAAAAGGCAGGAAGGUUUUUUUUUUUUUAAGUUCUAUGAGAAUGUGGAUUUAUGGCAUUGAGUAUCACACUCAGCUCUGCUGUGUUAACUUUGUGAAACUGGAUGGAACAAACUUUAACUUACCAAGCACCAAGUGUGAAAAUGACUUUCAUGGUUCCUUCAUAAAACUAUAAUAAUAUCCGACACUUUGAUAGAAAAAAAUUCAAAGCUGUGCCUUUGAGCCUAUACUAUACUGUGUAUGUGUGGAAAUAAAAAUGUAUUGUACUUUUGGAGAAUUUUUUUGUAGGCAUUUUUCUGUCAGAUUUGUAGUAAUUUGUGAGGUUUGUUAGAGAUUAAUAUAGGUUUUCUUUCUGUAUUAUAAAAUGCACCAAGCAAUUAUGGUGGACCUAUUACCCUAUGGGUAAGAAAUAAAUGGAAAUACGACAUCGGAUGUUUUAGCAAUUGUUCUGUAAAUAAAAUCUUUGAUCACACCACUCAGUGUGAUAAUUGUGUCUACAGCUAAAAUGGAAAUAGUUUUAUCUGUACAGUUGUGCAAGAUAUGAAUGGUUUCACACUCAAAUAAAAAAUAUUGAAAUGA
Molecule: messenger RNA, 4125 nt
Organism: Macaca mulatta (Rhesus monkey)
Lineage: Eukaryota; Metazoa; Chordata; Mammalia; Primates; Cercopithecidae
Source: RefSeq, a predicted model, not a curated record